ACUAGCCUGUUCUACCUAAAUUCACCACCACCACCACCUCAAAUCACCACUCCCACCACCAUCUAACUACCACCGAACCCCUCAUCUGGUGAAAAAGAGGCUGGUUCCUUGGCUAUAUUUAUCUAUCCUGCCUUUGACAUUCGUUCUGCACUCGUGUCUCCUCGCCCUCCUUUCCUCGACUCUCCUCCCUUUUUCUCUUUCUGUACGGCCUCUUUUGGGUUCUCGUCUCCCAAAUUCAACUUUCGACCGUCUUUCCGCUCUUUCCCCUUACACAAAUCCUCUGAGACAAUUUUCGGGUCCUCUUCCCCGUUCCCUUGCACCCUGCGUCUGCUUGUUGCACUUAAAUCGUCACAUUUCCCGGCUCAGCUCCUGCUGGCCCUGAACGGAGCCUCCUCGGAGCUUCCUUGUCUGCUGCACUCAUGCAGUCCACCUCCAGCACCUCUCGCUCUCAGCAGCGAAGUCCCUCCGCCCAACAUUUCCCCUCCGGUUCAGGAAGCAGUGUCGAGUCCACUAUGGCCUCUGCGCCCCGCAGCUCGUCUAGCUCAACACGUUCUCAAUCCUCAUCGAAAACUGUGGUGCCCGAAAGACAGAUCAACCAAAUUGAGAAAAGUGUCACGCAUCUAUUAGUGGCCACGAAACAACUGCUCGAAACCUUGACACAAUGGUCCCGGCGACAGGCAUCGGAAAAUGAGGUCUCCGAUGUCUACGUGCGGUUGGGCUACGAAUUCAACCUGGCUUGUCGCGCAUUCAAUGCUAUCGGAGUCGACACCUCAGAUCUUGGCCCUGUACCAGACCUCCUCCGCACCAUCCUCGAAGAUACCCUUAGUCAAGAUGCAUCUCCACAAGCCCUCGAUCGCUACCUCCCGCGCAUUCGUGAUAUAAUUAUCAAUCUCCUACAUGGCCUCAAAAAGAAGCAAGCUCGGUUACGGUCUCGGCAGCAAAAGGAGGAAAGCAGACCUCUGCCCGGUCGACAGGCAAGUGCUGGGAGUGCUGCAGCUACGCAGGCGGCCAUGAACCAGGCUUAUGAGGAAACUGCGUCUACGGUGACCUCCCCGAAGCGAUCAACCCGUCGCUACGGAAGUAAUGGAUCUGCGGAGGAUGCCGCGGCGCGAACAUCAUCAAGUAUUGGUGCGGAGGCGCGAGGCUCAAGCUUUUCCGAACGCGAGGCCUCCAGAAGAGAGACACAGAGUAUCUUGUCUCAAUCCUCUCACACAGACGGCGCAACACCCUCGAAGGAAAAAGCUCCAUCCACUGCGACCUCGUAUCCCGCGCCACCUCCCCCUCCCAAGCAGGACGAUGCACUGGGUGCUUUGCAGAGGAGCGGUGAAUUGGAGCGCCGUGCGUCUCGACGAUUUUCUGCAUAUCAGAUACAAAAGCACUUGGGCGGCUCUUCAAAUGGAGUUCCCGUACUUCCGUCUCAAAAUUCCCCCAUUCCAAACCGUGGUCGAGAUGUGCGUGAAUCUCUCAACGCUGUGCGCUUGCGGGGAUCUGUUCAUGGACGACAAAGAUCGACAAACCGGUUGACAGACCUAAAAGGCGCCGCGGCGCAGACACCUUCAAAGGUACCCAGUAUCGAAGAGGAGCGCCCAAAUUCCCACGCAGAAACUCGUGCGCAGUCACCCGUGGAAGCCGCUGCAACCACUAAAGACACGGCUGCGGUACGCCCUGAGGACGACGUAGCAGAUUCUUUGGUGACUGGACGACAGCCAGAACUCCCUCAACCUCCAGAUGAACCAGCCCUCGCCGAGGCAUUUGAGCCGACAAAGGAACCGACAGGACCAGCUCUACCUGGAACUCCCAAAUCAGAACGACGCCCGCCGUCUGCCACUACCGCCACCCCGCCGCAAUCGUCUCAAUAUUCUCCAGAACAGCAAACUCCCGGCAAGGAGCUCACACUGUUUCUGCAAUACAGGAGUAAAAUCAAGAAAUUUGUCCUUCCUGAAGGCUAUUCUGGCCUGACCAUUGGGCGCCUUCAGUUGGCUUUCAUCGAGAAGUUUGCCUGGAAUACUCACAACAAUGGAGUCGACCUACCGGAGAUUUAUAUCCAGGAUCCCGUUUCUGGCGUACGCCACGAACUGGAGGACCUGAGUGACGUCAAGGACCGAUCUGUUUUGGUGCUCAAUGUUGACAUUCUGGAUGAAGUCAAGAAGCAUUUUGAUGAUGAGUUUGGUGGAGUACGUCGUCUGAUUGAAGGCGUCAAGGGCGCUCUUGAAGGUCAAGAGAGCAUGAUGCAGCGUGUUUCCGAGCGCCAGCUGGAGGCGGCGAAAGAAAUGGCUCGCUUAGCCGCCGCACCUCCCGCGCCUAGCCUAGCCACCUCGAAUCUCGGGGAGAGCAAUAAGGGCCCUAUCACAGGAAGCGACAGCCAAGUUGCAGAACUUCAGAGCUUAAGACGCGACCUCGCCGUUUUACGCCAAACGUAUUCCAACUUCUCGUCAGACAUUGCCAGCUCCAUGAACGCGAUUCGUACCAAAGCAGGCAGCCUGAAGACUGCCGCUGCCGAUGUUUCCGUACCUUCCUAUGAAGGAGAUGCUGGUCGCGUGCGCGUGAAUGCUGGCAAGAAGGAGCUUGCUGAAGAGUCAGAACGUCUCGUGGCCCGGGUAGACGAUCUUCAGGAUCUCGUUGAGGAUCUUCGCAAGGAUGUGGUGAGCCGUGGUGUUCGUCCCCUCCCAAGGCAACUCGAGACUGUCAGCAAGGACAUCAGUGCCGUCACCAAGGAGAUCAAGAAGAUGCAAGAAUUCCUCAAGCGGGAGAAGCCUGUGUGGACGAAAAUCUGGGAGAAGGAACUUCAGCUGGUUUGCGAGGAACGGGAUCAGCUUACUAUGCAAGAAGAUCUCGCAGCUGAUCUUCAAGACGAUUUGGAAAAGGCUGCUCAGACUUUCGCACUUGUUGAGCAGGCGACUAAGCAGCAAUCGAUGCAGAAUGCUACCGGUGGCCCCACGCUGCGUCAUACUUCGCGCAAUGUGGUGAUUGAUCCGGCAGUCGACCCAGUGAAAGCCAAAGACAGCGUUCUUGGAGAGGUGCGUGCUCUGCAACCUAACCAUGAGUCUCGGUUAGAAGCAAUUGAGAGAGCAGAGAAGGCUCGCCAGAAAGAGCUUGAGACUCGUCGAGUUGGCAAGUUCCAAAAAGAACUCGGUGCAUUUGUUGAGGAGGGCAAGCUGAAGAAGAGUGGAGGUGUAGAAGAGGCUGAAAGACUCCGUCGCACUAAAGAUGAACGUAUUCGCAAGGAAGUCUGGGAGAGACAACAGGCGCGCGCAGCCGAGUUGGCAAAAGCUGAAGCUGAAGAAGCGGCAGCGCAAGCGGAAGCAAGUGAGCAGCAGCCUGAGGAAGAUGCUGAAACGAAGUCCGACACAGAAAGUCAGGAACAAGCUGCUGCGGAGGAGGUAGCAGCCACGGAGGGGACCUUUCUUCAAGAAAAGAAUUCCGCUUCUGAAGACGACGACGACGAGGCGGACGAGGAGCAGAAAGAACCGAGCUCGGAGGUUGAGAAGAACAACGAGAGUGACAAGCAGGAGGAAGCUAUCAAAGAUGCUCAUCGUCCCGAUUCUGGCCCCUAGGAACUAGCGCUGGUUGGCCAGCCUGCGGCCAACAUAAUCAGCUGCAUUUUCGUUCUUUUCAUCAUAUACAUCCUACACUUUGCUUGACUAACUUGGAUUGCACUCUUUUUGACGUCUCCUUUGUGUUGUUUGACCCAUACCUGCACCCUCACUAUCAUACCUUUCCCUUUGCCUAUUUUGAUUGACUCGUCUCGCUUGGCUCCGCCCACUGAUUGCUGCAUAUUCGAGAAACCUUGCGUGUUCGUGUAUUGAUACCCUGCCAGCUUGUGGCGCGUUAUGAACAUUGAUGAUACAGGGGAGGAUUGGUCUUUCUUGGUUUACAUUGCUCCGCCAGCCUCUGAACGAUGGAUCAAGUGUUAGAGUAGCCAUUGCAUUUUGUACAUUCUU
Aspergillus uvarum CBS 121591 is the source of this 3941-nucleotide messenger RNA. Its product is annotated as formin-mediated actin nucleation enhancer. The coding region runs from base 420 to 3554 and encodes 1044 amino acids. Gene Ontology annotation, cellular component: cytoplasm; cell tip. Gene Ontology annotation, biological process: establishment of cell polarity. The record is from RefSeq and is a predicted model, not a curated record. NCBI's taxonomy places the organism in Eukaryota, Fungi, Ascomycota, Eurotiomycetes, Eurotiales, Aspergillaceae. Gene Ontology annotation, molecular function: cytoskeletal regulatory protein binding. The transcript has 2 exons.